CUUCGUUUCUGGUUACUACGAGCCGGAACAUAUGCUACAGGUCGUUCUUCUGUAAGAAUAUUUUUUUAAAAGGUAUAAAGCAGACGACAGUCUGCUGCUCAUCUACGCAUGCUUUCUUCACAGCCAAUAAAUUUUACCAUCUUCUUUUCUCUUUCGGUCUUCCCAAGGCCCACCUUCAUCGUCUUCGGCUGAACUCUAGAGUGAGAAUUCCCUUCUCCCUUCCCCCCCUCUCUCUUCCUAUCUUCUGCUUCAGGAAGGAGGAGGAAAGAAAGGGAAGCCAAAUUCUUGGGAAACUAACUCCAGUAUUCUGGCACAGUUCUUGGUUAUUGUUUCUGAUUGGGGAAAGAAGAAGGGUCGAUAAAGGAAACGAUGAGCCCGAACUCCUCUUCUCCUUCAUCUACUUCUCCUCUCCACCUUCCCCUCCUUUCCCCUUCAGGAGGCAAAGAAAGCAUAGAAGAUGAGGAGCUAGAAGAUCAUGCGGCCUUCUCAGAGAGCCAACGGAUUUCCGUCAAAGUCGACGACGACGUGGAAAAAGCCGGUGCGGCAACCGAUGGCGGGAGGAACGACGAGGACCGCGUUCCUCCCUUCUCAUGGAGGAAGCUGUGGCUGUUCACGGGGCCGGGCUUUCUGAUGAGCAUCGCCUUCCUGGACCCGGGCAAUCUGGAAGGAGACCUCCAGGCUGGGGCGGUUGCUGGCUAUUCCCUGAUGUGGCUGCUCACAUGGGCGACUGCGGUCGGUCUGAUCAUCCAGCUUCUGUCUGCCAGGCUCGGGGUGGCCACCGGCUCCCACCUGGCGGAGAUGGUACGCAGAGAAUAUCCCCGCUGGGCCAGCUACAUACUGUGGGUGAUGGCUGAGAUUGCUCUUAUUGGUGCUGAUAUUCAGGAGGUCAUAGGUAGCGCAAUUGCAAUCAGGAUCCUCAGCAAUGGCCUUCUGCCUCUCUGGUUCGGGGUCCUCAUCACUGCCGCCGACUGCUUCAUAUUGUUACUUAUGGAAAACUAUGGAGUAAGAAAAUUGGAAGCAUUCUUUGGUGUUCUUAUAACCAUAAUGGCAAUUUCAUUCGCAUGGAUGUUCGGAGAAGCCAGACCUAGUGGGAAGGACUUGCUUCUUGGUGUGCUGGUUCCACGAUUAACUUCGAGCACAAUUAAGCAGGCAGUUGGUAUAGUGGGCUGUAUUAUUAUGCCACAUAAUGUGUUUUUGCACUCUGCCCUUGUCCAAUCGAGAAACAUUGAUAAAACUAGGAAGGCUGAUGUCAGGGAAGCUCUCAGCUAUUACUCCAUAGAAUCGUCAGUUGCGCUUUUUGUAACUCUUUUGAUAAAUCUCUUUGUGACAGCUGUUUUUGCAAAGGGAUUUUAUGGUUCAAAAGAUGCUAAGAAUAUUGGUCUAAUGAAUGCUGCUGAGUAUCUUGAUAGAGAGUAUGGAUACCUGUUUCCAGUUAGGUAUAUCUGGGCAAUAGGAUUAUUGGCAGCUGGACAAAGCAGCACAAUGACUGGUACAUAUGCUGGCCAGUUUGUGAUGAGUGGUUUUCUGGAUCUCCACAUGAAGAAAUGGAUCAGGGCAGCAGUCACUAGAAGCUUUGCAAUUGUGCCGACUAUAAUAGUAACUCUUGUUUUUGAUUCAUCUGAGAAUCAGCUUGACGUUUUGAAUGAAUGGCUCAAUGUCCUUCAGUCCGUGCAGAUACCCUUUGCACUUGUUCCACUUUUAUGUUUGGUUUCCAAGAAGCAUCUCAUGGGUGUACUUCGUAUUGGAAACUUUCUCAAGUUGUUCUCCUGGGCAAUGACUUUAUUUAUUAUGGCCAUCAAUGGAUACCUUCUGGUGGACUUCUUCAGAACUGAAGCUCUUACAAUUGGGACCAUGUCAUUUUUGUCAGUAAUUGCAGUUUCAUAUAUCACAUUCAUUUGCUAUCUUGCUUUUCGAGAGAUUCCCUAACAAAGCUUGUACAAAAGCCUCCAAAUCGUUGAAAUAAUAGAGGUAUUCGGUAUUCCUUUCCAUACUGAGCAGCAAUAUGUUUCUGAUUUUAUAUGUAUUUAUAUCCUGCUGAAAGAAUUCUCCAAUGCAUUCUAGAGUAGAUAUGGUUCUUUCUUUAGCAUGCAGUGGCUUGAACCUUAGGCCUAUUCGACCUGGACUGUUGUAGCAGUUCUAUUUCGUGGAGAUGCCAAGAGAUUCUGGAUAUAUUCAUGUUGAUAAACCUAAGGUUCUUAGGCAGGUGCUGCAUUUGAGGCAUUUUGGAGGCUUCAGCUUUAGAUGGGCAUGAAACAGGGUUUAGUAAGGGUACUGUAUGGCAUCCAUGUAAAAUACGUGGAUUGCAUCUGACUUUGCAGUUCAUCAUUUCCAGAGAAAGAAUCUUGGACAUUAGUCCAACAAGCAGAAGACCUUAUUCAAAAGAUAAAUAAUCUGGGAAACUUUUGGUGUAAAUGAUAACGAAUUGUAUAUUAUUCUCUUAGCCACUUAACAUAUAGCUGCUUUUGUAGUC
Molecule: messenger RNA, 2470 nt
Organism: Nymphaea colorata (pocket water lily)
Lineage: Eukaryota; Viridiplantae; Streptophyta; Magnoliopsida; Nymphaeales; Nymphaeaceae
Product: metal transporter Nramp3-like
Exons: 4
Coding region: 370-1926 (518 amino acids)
Biological process (GO): metal ion transport
Cellular component (GO): membrane
Molecular function (GO): manganese ion transmembrane transporter activity; cadmium ion transmembrane transporter activity
Source: RefSeq, a predicted model, not a curated record